Formica exsecta is the source of this 1887-nucleotide messenger RNA. RefSeq names its product serum response factor-binding protein 1. Gene Ontology annotation, cellular component: nucleus; 90S preribosome. Bases 271 to 1476 code for a protein of 401 amino acids. The transcript has 2 exons. The record is from RefSeq and is a predicted model, not a curated record. Gene Ontology annotation, biological process: maturation of SSU-rRNA. NCBI's taxonomy places the organism in Eukaryota, Metazoa, Arthropoda, Insecta, Hymenoptera, Formicidae.
AUAAAAAAAUCCGUAGCUCAUGGCAAAUCGACGGAGGUUCAUGGUUCAUGGUUUCCAUCUUUCUUGUAGUCUUGUAGACUCUUUGAAAGGAGCAUUUGAAACAAUUUUUUUGAGGUUGUAAUUAAUUAUUUAUUUAGAAGUGUGAUAUUGAAGAGAUAGAUAUCGGUAAGAAGAAAAGGAAAAGCUCAAUACUUAUUUAGAUAUUUACUCCUACGCUAAAUGAUUAUUAAGUGAUUUUCGCUGUAGAGAAAUUUGUUUUCUUAACUCCAAAUGGCAAAGGUUGAAAUAAAUAACGAGAUUGUUCUGCUGCGACAUACGGUUCGUCAAGCACGAGUUUGUAUAGUGAAUAAGCUUAUCAGAGAAGCUAAACUCUUACGAAACAGACAUGGAAAUGAAACGCAACAGGAAAAAUGUAAAAAGAAAGCUGAUAAACUUUUCGCUGAAAUUUAUGCAUUGAAAGUAAUUAAAGACGAUGAUAUUUCCAAGUUUGGUAUCAUAAAUGAAAGAGAUUUGACUACAAUAUUACAAGAUGAGUCUUUAAGUCAUAGCGAUCGUGUAAUAGCAAGAGUUGCAUAUUAUAAAACUUUGUACAGAAGACUAAUGCAAUUUAAGGAGAAGUUCCCAGACUGUAAAAGAUAUUUAGUAGAAGAAAAGAAGAAAAAUGUUAAGUUAAAGAACAAAGGUAUUGCAAAAACUAAAAAGUCUUUAAAAGAAGAUCCUCAAUCUCAGAAUGAAAGUUUAGAGCAACAAAAAAUUAAUUCUUGUAAAAACAUUAAACAGUCUCAAUAUAAAUCUAAAAAUGAAGAAACAUGCAGUACCGAAUUACUUGAAGCCGCAAAUAAUUUGGAUGAAUGUGAGAAAUCAUUGAAUGAGGAUAAUACACUUCUGAAAAAAGAAAAAGUGUUAAAGUUAGAAGAUGAUACAUUGGAGGAUACAGUUGUACAUAAGCAACCAAAUGUAAUUAAAUCAUGUAGUGUUACAAAAGAAGCUACUGUAAAAAAAUUUACCCAACUCUUAGAGGAACAAGAAUCUAGCAAAAAUGUGGAGAUGUCUAUCAAAACUCCAGAUUCCACAACUGAACAAGCAAAAAUAUACGAUGAUUUUUUCAUUACGGGAGAUAAUCAAGAUUCUCAGACGAGUAGUAUUAGUGCCUCGACAUCAUAUGUAAAAUCUCACGAACAUAAUACACGAGUAAAAACAUUCCAAUCAAGUAACGGAGCUAAAAAGCAAAAUAUAAAGUACAAAAACGAUUCAAAUUUCCAUAAAAGAUAUCAAGAUAAACAACCUUCUGUUAAGCGAUUAAAUAAUAGAGCAUCUGACAAAAUUAAUAAGAGUAUAAAUAAGAGUAAUUCAAAUGAUGUCAAUAACAAAGAAAAAGAUACUGAUUUGCAUCCCUCUUGGUUGGCUAAAAGAAAAGAACAGAAAGUCAUGAGCCAACAAUUUCAAGGAAAAAAAAUUGUAUUUACCGAUGAUUAGAUUAACAUCUGUAAUAAUUUAUAAUAGUAACAGUUCUGUAAAAUUAUAAUAACAAAAAAACUUUAAAGAAUUGACCAAGGACUUUGUAUUGAGAGUGCAUUGCAAAUUUAUGAUAUAUGCCUGCAAUUAUUUUGACAAAUGUUUACAUAUGUACAUUUAUUUAAUGUAAUUUAUACAAACGUUCUAUGAUAUUAAGAUGUUUUUUUUACUUUAUAAAUAAUUUAUAAUGUUUGUUAUACAAGAUACAGUUGUGUGUUAGUCGAUAUACAUUUUCAUUCAACAUAUCCUGCAUUAUGCAAAAUAUGUUAUAGAUGUAACAACGUAUUUGGAAAUAAUAUUUAGUCAAACGAAUAAAGGCGAAUAAAAAUAUGAAUUUAAGCAAUUAAAUAAAGAAAAUAUUCGGUUUAAUAC